Molecule: messenger RNA, 1893 nt
Organism: Oreochromis niloticus (Nile tilapia)
Lineage: Eukaryota; Metazoa; Chordata; Actinopteri; Cichliformes; Cichlidae
Product: 14-3-3 protein zeta/delta
Exons: 6
Coding region: 134-874 (246 amino acids)
Source: RefSeq, a predicted model, not a curated record
CCCUCCUUUUCUCCGGCAGUGCCUUGGACUGAUGUGAUUGGAAGGAAACCCCGUGGACUGCAUUCAGUCGGGCGGCUGAGAGAAUCAGCUGUGGCUUGGUACACUGACAUCUGCCAAUACUCAGUGAACAGUCAUGUCUGAGGCACCUCAGAAGGAACUGGUGCAAAAGGCCAAGCUGGCCGAGCAGGCUGAGCGUUAUGAUGACAUGGCUGCUCUGAUGAAGUCUGUGACAGAGGAAGGCCAGGAGCUGUCGAACGAGGAGCGCAACCUGUUGUCAGUGGCAUACAAGAAUGUGGUGGGUGCCCGUCGGUCCUCGUGGCGCGUGGUCUCCAGCAUUGAGCAGAAGACCGAGGGCUCUGAAAAGAAGGUAGCCUUAGCCAAGGAAUACCGGGAGAAGAUUGAGACAGAGCUGAAAGAAAUCUGCCAUGAUGUGCUGGGUCUCUUGGACAAGUAUCUUAUUCCAAACGCUACAGCAGCAGAGAGUAAAGUCUUUUACUUGAAAAUGAAAGGCGAUUACUAUCGCUACUUAGCGGAGGUGGCUACAGGAGACAACAAGAAAGGCAUCAUUUCAAAUUCACAGGAAGCCUACCAAGCCGCCUUUGAUAUCAGCAAAAGUGAAAUGCAGCCCACACACCCAAUCCGUCUUGGUCUUGCCCUUAACUUCUCAGUUUUCUACUAUGAGAUCCUCAACAUACCUGAAGAAGCCUGCAAGCUCGCCAAGCAGGCCUUUGACGAUGCCAUUGCAGAGCUUGACACCCUGAGUGAAGACUCAUACAAAGACAGCACACUAAUCAUGCAGCUAUUGAGAGAUAAUUUGACGCUGUGGACCUCGGACAACCAGGUUGAAGGCGAGGAUUCAGAGCCAAGAGAUUGAGCCAGACCCCCGUAGUCAUCCCUGUUGUCCUGCCAUCGUCCUGGCUCAUCUUCAUCAUGAUCAUCAACACUGAGACCACCUCAUUUUGAUCAUUGUCAUCCAGCUCUUUCCAUCUUUUUUCUAUCUAAGGUCUCUCAGUACUCAUCUCAUUCCCAUUGGUUUACUAUUCCUUCUUUUUGUAGUAACUGUGGGGAAAGGGGAUGGGCAGGGGAGGGGAAUUCAAGUGGUGUGGUGGGAGGGUAAAAGUGUUUGGGUUUAGAUGUUUUUGGGUGUUCCAUUAUUAAGGUGCUGGGUGAAAGGGCAGGUUCUUAAACUCAUGAAACAUGCAGCAGGUUAAGUUUGUAGAAGUAAGAAAAUAUUUAAGCUGUAUGUGCUGUACUACUCAUUAACGGUGCUGUUUUUGACCAUCCUUUGAUGACGCAUUUGUGCUUGACAAAAACAGGAGCUGCCUCCUUAUAUUUGAGGUGACAACAACUGAGUUUGUACGUGGCAAGGGGAAUAACAGCAGAGGUAAAGACAGUGAAGAUGUGAUUGGGAGAAGGAAGCCAAGAUUUAGUUGGAAGACAAGGUUACAUUCCACAUACUGUUGCUCAACUUUCUACUCUUACUAUCUUUUUUGUUUGUUUUUGGUGAACUGCUCUUGUAUUUUUAUGCAUCGGUUAUGAGGUAUAGAAAACUUUGAAGAACAAAAGAGCACGAGCACACAAGCUUGUAUUGUUGCUGUUUUGUAUUGGCACAGCAGUUAAAAAAAAGGAAAAAAAGAAAAAAAAAGAUCCAUCUGCGUAUCUAAUUAAUGCUUUUUCAAAUUAAGACAUUUUGUUUUGUUUUUUCCCUUUUUCUCAGUACUUGCCUGAACUGCAUGGUGGUAAGAAGUAGUUUUUGGAGGAGUAAAGAAGGUUGUUGUUGGGCUGGUUAGCUUUGUCUGUCUUUGGAAUUUUCUUACAGGACACCCAAGCAUAACUGUAAUUUUUGGGGGAAAUGUGUAAUUUCAUGUAAGUGGAAUAAAAAAAAUAAUUUAA